AGAAACAACAAGCCGCCAUUUUGUUUUGUGCGGCCAGAGGAGCGGAGGAGGCACGAGAGGCAGACCGAAGAGAGCCGCUCCAAACCCGGGCACGGCGCGCACUGAGAGCCGCGGUCUACUGAAAGAACAGGAGAGAAGAGAAAGGUGGAGAAAAAAACGACAGAUCGAGAUAAAAAACUGAAAAAUCCACUCGGUGAAAAUCUGAAGAAGAGGCGGAAGGGGAUUUAAAAAAAAAAAAAAAAAAAAAACGAGAGGAAAAAAAAAACAACAACCCUGCGGAGGACAAGAGACGGAGAGAAAAGAGGAGAAAAAAUACAAUUCUUCUCUUUUCCACUUUUUUUUUUUUUUUUUUUGUCGGUGAGUACAGAAUGGAUGCGAUAUGAAAAGACGGAGGACGGCGUAAAAGUGAAGGACGUCCACAACAAAGUGAAGAAAAGAACCGAGAAGAAGUGAGAGAAAGAGAGAAAGAAGGGAGAAAUGAAGGCGCAGGGGGUCACGGCACCAGAAAAGCCUGGGGCGCGUUUAUCAGAACCCCGAAAUAUCUCGCAGUGCACAUCUCGGAUCUGAUCGAAAAACCUUCACCAUUAAUGCGGCUGGAUUCCGUCUGCACUCGUCUCAUCACGGGCUUUCUCUCCUUCACCUGAUUGCUCACGGAUUUGUUCCCCAUUUCUUCUACUUACAAGCUUGAUUAGAGUUGGUUAGAACCACAAAGUGAGCAGAUCCAUCCAGCACUGCUACAGCUCUCUCUCUCUCUCUCUCUCUCUCUCUCUCUCUCUCUCUCUCUCUCUCUCUCUCUUUCUUACUGUCCACCAACAACACUACUGCACAAACAGAAGAAAUCCUACUCCUUAUCGAAGUGUAAACGACUACGAGUUUUCCUCUUCACACUGAGCCAUCAGAUCCUGAACCACGACCGAUUUCUUCGCACGCACAGACGUCGGACGUCGUCCGCCCGCCCGCAGGAGGUUCUUCGAUUCUUCUGAGCCGUUUUAGCUGUAGAUCAGUGCAUAUGUGCUUAAGAGAUGUGGUCCUGCACGAUCGGUGGUUCCGUCCCGUCGUGAAAACACUAAGGUGCGUUCGGGAACCGAGUUGGUGCAUCUGGACGGUUCUUCAGCACACGAGCGGUAUUUCGUGCCAUUGUAUCAGUCCUGCAGAAGCACAGAUGACUUUAUCUGGAUCGAAUCAAGUUUUUUUGAACGGUGUCGCACGUGCACGUCGGUUACGUGAACCGUGACGUGUUCGUUUUCACGUAUCGUAAAGUUGGCGUGUCGAUGAGGCGAGAUUCGAGGACUUCCUGGAUGACUUCUGGAAUCGAGCGAAUAAGCUGGAGGCAGAUGGCUACGACUGCCAUGGAGAAUUUCAGGAUUGUGGAGAUCUUCAGGACCACCGUAUGAAACGGGCACAGAAUUCUGUUUGGCUUCUGACCGCAUUGAGUUUCCCAUCGAUCCCCAGUUCGAUUGGCGUCCAAACGAAGCUCCGGCAACUAAAACACUAUGAUAAUCCAGAGACGUCCAAGAAAAUCGACUCCCGGUUUCUCGAUAAUUUGUCUAAAUCUAUGAAAUAAACUUGAGGGAAAUUAGCAUUAUAAUUGAGGGAAUUUCAGAUUUGACUUUUCCUCUAUUGGUUUUAUGAAAGUGGACAAAUUUUAAUAAAUUCCUCAAACAUUUACUCACUCGGACAAGUGAAUUGUCCUAUCCUGUGCGGAUAUAUAUGCUUUAAUACAGAAUCGGUGGAGAAAUAUGGCCGAUAAUGUUUUGGACUCGGGGCCGUCUUCAGCCAAAAGGCCUAAAUUGUCCUCUCCUGCUCUCUCGGGUUCUGCGAGCGAUGCGAAUGACUUCAGUUCCCUCUUCGACCUGGAGCAUGACCUUCCUGAUGAGCUCAUCAGUUCGUCUGACUUGGCACUGCCCAACGGAGGGGUUGACGUGUGCCAGCCUUCCUCCCUCGGCCCGAUCCAGGACACGGCCGCCAAACACAAGCAGCUGUCCGAGCUCCUGUGCUCCGCCUCGCCGCAGCAGCAGGCAGGUAUGAUGGCACCGGCCGGCUUUAACAGGCCAAUGAUGGCAGCACAGAAAGGAAAUGGGCAGACACAGGGCAUUAUGGGAGGGCAAGCCAUGAACGGUGUACCCAGGAUGGGUUACGUCAACGCUAACGCUGGCAUGAACAUGGCCGACCCUCUGCAGCAGCAGCAGCUCAGAGCUCAGCAACCCGGAGCCGUCAACAAGAUGAUGGCCGGUGCUGGCUCCGCCCCCUUCAUGCCUCCUUACUCCCAUGGCGGAGCUCAGUCAUCUCUUGCCUCGUCUCUGCAGAACAAAGCGUCUCCGACCCUGUCCCAGUUUGGCGUGGACCAGAAAGCCCAGCCUGGUCAGAGUGUCUCCGGCCUGGCGGUGGCGCCCCCUGUGGCUGAUCCUGAGAAGAGGAAGUUGAUCCAGCAGCAACUCGUCCUCCUUCUUCACGCUCAUAAGUGUCAGCGUCGGGAGCAGAGUAACGGAGAGCUGUCUCACUGCAGUCUGCCUCACUGCAGGACCAUGAAGAACGUGCUCAAUCACAUGACCCACUGUCAGGCCGGGAAAACCUGCCAGGUGGCACACUGUGCAUCGUCAAGGCAGAUCAUCUCUCAUUGGAAGAACUGCACUCGACAUGACUGUCCCGUCUGUCUGCCUUUGAAAAAUGCAGGAGACAAGAGGAACCAGCAAUCUCUGUUAGGUGGAGCCAGUGUGGCAGUGGGUGGGUCUGUGGGUGCCUCCACCCCCUGUGCCCCACCCUCAGGAUCCAGUCUGAACUCAGCGGGUCAGAUUGACCCAAGCUCCAUCGAGAGAGCAUACGCCGCACUCGGGCUCAGCUACACCGGCCAGACGGGUCAAAUCACACCCUCUACUGCAAUGGGUGCUAAUCAGGUUGGUGUUAAUGGCAGUGUUGGUGUUCAGGCGCAAACCCAGCAGUCCAACCACCUACCAGACGCUCUGUUACACCGAAACAUCAACACACACAGUCUGAUGACUGAUGGAGGAGGGGCGGGGUCUAUGAGUUCUGGUCCUAUAGCCACACCCCCUUCUGCAGGAAUGAGGAAGAGUUGGCAUGAGGACAUCACACAGGACCUGCGGAACCACCUUGUCCACAAACUUGUCCAGGCCAUCUUCCCUACCCCGGAUCCCGCGGCUCUGAAGGACAGGAGGAUGGAGAACCUGGUGGCGUACGCACGCAAAGUGGAGGGAGACAUGUACGAGUCCGCCAACAGCAGAGCUGAAUAUUAUCACCUGCUUGCGGAGAAGAUCUAUAAGAUCCAGAAGGAGUUGGAGGAGAAGAGAAAAACUCGACUACAGAAACAGACUACACACACAGAAAAUGGUCCUCUGGCAGAUCCGUCACUUCUUCGUCCCACUGGACCGAACCAGAUGGUCAACAGAAUGCCAAAUCCUGCUGGUAUGACCCAGUUCGGUCAGAUGGGAGCACAGCCACAGCACAUGAACCAGCUGGGCAUGCAGGGAGUACCCAGAAUGCCCCAGUCCAACAUGACUCAGCUACAGAACCAGUUCAACCAGAACCAGUUCCCGUUAGCUGGUUCCGGCUCGGUCCAGAUGUCCACUCCACCGCUGCUCAAUAGUCCAGCAGUCCAGACUCCACCCACAAGCUCCACAUCUAACCUUCCACCUGCUUCACAACUCCAGACUCCGCCCAUACACCAAACCGCACCCUCACCAGCUGCAAGGCUCACGCCCACCCCUCGCCAGACCCCGCCCCCUUUGCCUGGCAAUCAGACGCCACAGCCACAAACGCCCAACUCGGGCAUCAUGGCCCCACCCACCCCACAGCAGCUGGACCGAACCAAUCAGAUGCAGUCGCAGGGAGGCGGAGCCUCUGAAGCAUUGUCUGUGCCUUCCCAGGAUGCUCAGGGGCCGAAUUCUCAGCCACAGACUCCGCGAUCUCAAAAGCCACCAAUGAUGACGGACUGUCCGUCGGUGACCCCGGCCUCAGCGGGCUCCGUCGACCCUGAGAUUAACUCGGCUCCUGAAACUGAUAUAAAAAUGGAGGUGAAAAAACAGGAAGAGGAAGAGGAGGAGACUCGGGAGGAAGAGGCAAAAAUGAAGACAGAAGCCGUGCAGGAGGAGGUGAAGACCGAGGAGAAUCCGGAGAUUAAGAAGGAGGAGCCAGAGUCCGAACUGCGUAAGGCGGAGCCAAUGGAGGCGUCAACCGAGAGGACGGGACAGGACAAGAAGCCUGAGAUAAAGUCUGAGCCCAAAGAGGAAAAAGAGACGACAAACGACUCGUCCACAGAGAGCAAGAAGAAGAUCUUUAAACCGGAGGAGAUGCGUGAGGUUCUCAUGCCCACCCUGGAGGCACUCUACAAGCAGGAUCCUGAGUCACUGCCCUUCCGCCAGCCCGUUGACCCGCAGAUCCUCGGCAUCCCUGACUACUUUGACAUUGUGAAGAAUCCCAUGGACCUGUCCACUAUAAAGCGGAAGCUGGACACGGGUCAGUACCAGGAGCCGUGGCAGUACGUGGACGACAUCUGGCUGAUGUUCAACAACGCCUGGCUUUACAACCGCAAGACCUCUCGCGUGUAUAAAUACUGCUCCAAACUGGCCGAAGUGUUCGAGCAGGAGAUCGACCCCGUCAUGCAGAGCCUCGGCUUCUGCUGCGGCCGGAAGCUGGAAUUUUCUCCUCAAACUCUGUGCUGCUACGGGAAGCAACUGUGCACAAUCCCUCGAGAUGCUGCCUACUUCAGCUACCAAAACAGUUCACCCAAAUAUGGGCUUCUUGCUAACAGGUACCACUUCUGUGAGAAGUGUUUCAAUGAAAUCCAGGGUGAGAACGUGUCCCUGAGCGACGACCCCACGCAGCCACAAACAUCCAUCAAUAAAGACCAGUUUGAAAAAAAGAAGAACGACACACUGGACCCUGAGCUGUUUCUGGCAUGUUCCGACUGCGCUCGUAAAAUGCAUCAGCUCUGCGUCCUGCACAACGAGACGAUCUGGCCGUCAGGCUUCGUAUGCGAUGGUUGUCUCAAGGCAUCCAAUAAGUCACGGAAGGAGAAUAAAUACAACGCCAAAAGGCUUCCUCAAACAAAGCUGGGCAACUUCCUGGAGACGCGAGUGAACGAGUUCCUGAAGCGACAGAGUCAUCCAGAAACCGGCGACGUUACCAUCCGCGUGGUUCACGUUUCCGACAAAAUGGUUGAAGUGAAGCCAGGAAUGAAGUCCAGAUUUGUGGACAGCGGUGAAAUGGCCGAGUCUUUUCCCUACCGGACGAAAGCUCUGUUUGCGUUCGAGGACAUCAGCGGGGUGGAUGUGUGUUUUUUCGGAAUGCAUGUACAAGAAUAUGGCUCGGAUUGUCCUCCACCCAAUCAGAGACGUGUGUAUAUCUCCUACCUGGACAGCGUGCACUUUUUUCAGCCACGUCACCUGAGGACAGGUGUGUAUCACGAGAUCUUAGUCGGGUACCUGGAGUAUGUGAAGAGAUUAGGGUUCACUACGGGACAUAUCUGGGCGUGUCCGCCAAGUGAAGGAGACGACUACAUCUUCCACUGUCACCCGCCGGAUCAGAAGAUCCCCAAACCCAAACGGCUGCAGGAGUGGUACAAGAAGAUGUUAGACAAGGCUGUAGCAGAGCGAAUUGUUCACGAUUACAAGGACAUCUUUAAACAGGCAACCGAGGAUCGCCUAACAAGUGCAAAGGAACUGCCUUAUUUUGAAGGAGAUUUCUGGCCCAACGUUCUAGAAGAGAGCAUCAAAGAGCUUGAGCAAGAAGAGGAGGAGAGGAAAAGGGAGGAGAAUAGCACCUCCAAUGAAAGUGUUGAUGCCACCGAGGGUGACAGCAAGAACGCAAAGAAAAAGAACAACAAGAAGACAAACAAGAACAAAAGCAGCAUGAGCCGAGCCAACAAGAAGAAACCAGGCGUUCCCAAUGUCUCAAACGACCUUUCCCAAAAACUAUACGCCACCAUGGAGAAACACAAAGAGGUCUUCUUCGUCAUUCGUCUCAUCGCCGGCCCUACCGUCAACUCGCUACCUGCUAUUAUAGAUCCAGACCCCCUGAUGGCAUGCGACCUGAUGGACGGACGUGAUGCCUUUCUGACGCUGGCUCGUGACAGGCACCUGGAGUUCAGCUCUUUGCGAAGAGCCAAGUGGAGCUCGAUGUGUAUGCUGGUGGAACUGCACAACCAAAGCCAGGAUCGCUUUGUCUACACCUGCAAUGAGUGCAAACAUCAUGUGGAGACACGCUUCCACUGCACCGUCUGUGAGGACUAUGACCUUUGCAUCACUUGCUAUAAAACUAAGGGUCAUGAGCACAAGAUGGAGAAGCUUGGUCUGGGUCUGGACGAUGAGAGUAGCAACCAGGCAACAGCGGCCACUCAGAACCCUGGUGAUUCUCGUCGUCUUAGCAUCCAGCGCUGCAUUCAGUCUCUGGUGCAUGCCUGUCAGUGUCGCAAUGCUAACUGCUCCCUGCCAUCUUGCCAGAAGAUGAAGAGGGUGGUGCAGCACACAAAGGGCUGCAAGCGCAAGACAAAUGGUGGAUGUCCCAUCUGCAAGCAGCUCAUUGCUUUGUGCUGCUAUCAUGCCAAACACUGCCAGGAGAACAAGUGUCCUGUGCCAUUUUGCCUCAACAUAAAGCAGAAACUCAGACAGCAGCAGCUGCAGCACAGACUACAGCAAGCGCAGAUGCUGCGUAGGCGCAUGGCCACUAUGCAGCGGACUGGGCAGCCUCCUCUCGGUGGUGGACCACCUGGAGGGAUGCCAUCUCCAGGAAACAACUGCACCACGGGUCGUAGCACACCAACAUCAGUGGGUACCCAGCCUCCCACCCCUCAGACACCUACCCAGCAGAGUCUUGCACCUGUGCCCCAGCCUGGAAUGGGAGGCAUUCCUGUUGCAUCCCCUCAGCAGCUGCAGCAACCACAGGGCAACAUGCCUCCCCAGCACCCUGCCCAUCAACAAUUUCAACAAAUGCAAGGUGCUCCAGGAAUGAUGACAUCUCCCCAGCCCCAAAUGGUUCCUCAACAACAGACAGGACAGUCACCACAUCCCAACAGCUUGUCUCAGUAUGGCCCACGAACCCCAGUCUCUACAGGCAAACCAGGCCUGGGUCCUGCAAGCCCCAGCAGCUUAGGGACAGGCCCACUGCAGCAGUCGGGUCCGCCACCGGCAGCUGUGGAGAUUGCAAAGAAGAUCCAGCAAGUGGCAGAUGCACAAAGAAAUAUGGCAAAAGCUCAACUAUUGCAGAGGCAAGCUACUCAGCCAGGCAUGAUGCCGUCUCACCCACACCCACAACCCCAAGUGCAAAUGGGGAUGACCCAUCCAGGAGUUGGAAUGGUAGGUGGAACAGGGCUCCCUCCUCAUGCCCAAGCUACUGUAUCCCGAGGCCCAAUAGACCAGCAGCAGGCACUUCAAGGAAUGAUGGUUGGAGCAGGAACCAUGCAGCAGCAACCUGUACCACAAGCUAAUGCACAGGGCCAGCUUCCUCCACAGGUGCAAAUGCAGCAAAGACCCAAUGUGCAGCUUCAGCCUUCUGCUCAGCAGCAAUGGACAGGACAGGGGAUUCCACCUCAGCAGAGACCUCCAGUUAUGAACCAGCCGGGAGUGGCUACAAUGCAGCAACAAAUGCAGCAGCCUCAACCACCACAGCAGCAACAGCAAAUGCCAAAUCACAAUGCCUUGAUGAAUAUGGUGCAGGGUGGACUGCAGGGUGGUGCUGCAGGUGGAAUAGCAGGUGGAAGUCUUCCUCAGGGAACCGUGCAGGAACUCCUGCAAACACUUCGAUCACCUAGCUCACCUCAGCAGCAGCAGCAGGUUCUCAACAUUCUCCGAUCCAACCCACAACUAAUGGCUGCAUUUAUAAAGCAGCGGGUUUACAAGUAUAAAAAUGGGCCAGGAGGGCUCCCUCCUGCUGGUGCACAGGGAGGGCCAGGGCCUAUGAGCAGCCAGUCAGUAGGAAUCAGUGCUUGUGGUAUUCAGCCAUCCAUGAAUAUGGGACAAGCCCAACUUGCCCAGCUCCAACAACAGCAAAUGCAACAACCUCAGAGGCCCAUGCUUCAGCAACAACAAGUCACCGGGUUACAACAGCAGCAACAACAAGGAAUGCCAGGGCAAGUGCCUCCCAACAUGAAUCCACAGUUCAGAGAGCUUUUGUUAAGAAGACAACAGCAGAAACUACAGCUUCAACAACAACAACAGCAACAACAACAACAGCAGCAGCAGUCAGGGGGAAAUCAUGCUGCAUUCCCACAGCAGCAGGGCUACAUUGGUCAGCAGUCACAACCAGGGGUGCAACCUGGGGCCCCGCAGCAGGGUUAUCCUGGCAACUCAGCACAGCAGCAGGGCUACCCAGGCAAUUCAGCCCAGGGCUUCCCAGGUAACGCUGCACAGCAGCAAGCAUACCCUGCCAAUCCACAACAGCAGCAGGGUUACCCCGGCAAUUCGGCCCAGCAGCAGGGUUAUCCAGGCAAUUCGGCCCAGCAGCAGGGUUAUCCAGGUAGCUCAGCUCAGCCGCAGGGUUACCCAGGCAACUCGACCCAGCCGCAGGGUUUUCCAGGCAACUCGACCCAGCAGCAGGGUUUUCCAGGCAACACAACCCAGCAGCAGGGUUUUCCAGGCAACACAACCCAGCCGCAGGGUUUUCCAGGAAACUUGACCCAGCAGCAGGGUUUUCCAGGAAACUUGACCCAGCAGCAGGCUUUUCCAGGAAACUCGGCACAGCAGCAGGGCUUCCCAAGCAACACUGCACAGCAACAGGCUGCUGCAGCAGCCUUGCAGCAGAGACUGCAGCAUCAACACAGGUUGCAAAUGCAGCAGCAGAAUGCUGGGCUGCAAGGGCCUGAUAGAGGAGGUGCACAGAUGCAGCCAGGACAAGGAGGUGCACAGCCUUCACCAUCUCCGGCAAUGCUGCAGCAAGCAAUCCACCAGCGACUGCUGCAGCAACAAAAGCAGCACCUAGGUGGGACUUCACCUGCACAGCAGAACAAUCCCAUGAGCCCACAACAGCAAAUGUCACAAUCGCCUCACCUACAGGGCCAGCCGCUGCCCAACUCUCUCAGCAACCAAGUGCGAUCGCCUCAACCCUCCCCUCGUCCACAAUCACAGCCGCCACAUUCAAGUCCAUCCCCACGAAUGCAGCAGCCCCAGACAGCUUCCCCACACCCCGCCCAUCUUCAGCAGCACCUACCUGGCAUGGCUCCUCCACCACCUCCUCCCCAGCUACAACAGAAUGCUAUGGACCCUGGCGGGAAUCCGAUGCUACCGCAUCUCGGCAGCAUGGUGGGACUCCAUCCUUCAGGAACAAAGGACAUACGGCCCCCUAGUGGGCAGGAUCUUGGGGUGAAUAUGAACCCAUUGGACAUAUAGUUAGAAAACCUUGCCAGAGACAGUGUUAGCUUUGUUUUUUAUAUAUUACGGUUAUUAAUUAUUUAAAUUUUUCUUAACUACGAACACCUUGAACUCUGAUCUUCCUAUGGGAGAUGCAGAAAUUACAGAACCGGAAUGUUAUGAGUAUGAACGCUAAAUUAUGGCUCUUUUCCUUGUCCUUUCUGUUUUUGCCAAUUGUGAACAAAUAAAGGCUUGUUUCUCAGACUCAGAGAAUAGAACAGGUAAUAUUUUCAGGCCUGGGGGAGUAUUUACCUUUUUAAGAUAUAUUUUUAAUAUUUUAAAAAUGUAAAGUACUGAUUUAUUGAAUGCAAUGGGUUUUAUUUUAUAAAUAUUUUUUUUCUCCUUGAAGCAGUCUCUGUUACUAUUUUUACAGGACAGAAAUGUGACAAACGUUACAAUUCCUGUUUCGGUUUUUUAUUUUAUUUUAUUGUUAAUUAUUCAAUUGUCAUAUCUUCAUUGAAAAAGUUUGGUUUUGCAUUCUGUUAUUUAUUCUAGUGAUAUUUGUUUUUGCUCCUGGAGACUGCUACAAUUCUACAGAGUCUAUUUUUAAUACCUGGGAAUUUGCAGACUGGUUUCUUUACCUUUUACGUUGACGGAUAUAAAGUGGAAUCAGUGUUGUGGGCUGAAAGGCUAAGUGAUGUCGGCCAGUGGACUUUUUUAUUCUUUUGUGCCACAUUUGUUUAAAAUGCCUAGCCAUAGUGUCCACAUGGGGCAAACGUGUGUGUGUGUACUUGUUUUGACACUUACUGGUUGGUGGAGGUGUAUAUUCGCAGAAGUGCGCGUGUGUGUGUGUGUGUGUGCGCGCGUGUGCGUGAGAUAUGCAUAGAUGAGUUUAGAGAUUAUCUAAAGGACUGAUCUCUCCUUCCACAUUGCCUCCACUUUCAGAAAUCUCAUUGCGCUGAUUUUCUUCUUCUUUUUUUUUUUUAAGUUUAAUUUAAUUAUUUUUUACUGUACAAAGGAUCAAACCUUGGACUCCAUACCAUUUUUGUAAUAAAAUGAUAUCAACAA
Molecule: messenger RNA, 10364 nt
Organism: Tachysurus fulvidraco (yellow catfish)
Lineage: Eukaryota; Metazoa; Chordata; Actinopteri; Siluriformes; Bagridae
Gene: ep300b
Product: E1A binding protein p300 b
Exons: 30
Coding region: 1740-9335 (2531 amino acids)
Biological process (GO): positive regulation of transcription by RNA polymerase II
Cellular component (GO): transcription regulator complex; histone acetyltransferase complex; nucleus
Molecular function (GO): transcription coactivator activity; chromatin DNA binding; zinc ion binding
Source: RefSeq, a predicted model, not a curated record